This is a messenger RNA of Prunus armeniaca (apricot), 246 nucleotides long. The record is from the annotation of a GenBank genome assembly. NCBI's taxonomy places the organism in Eukaryota, Viridiplantae, Streptophyta, Magnoliopsida, Rosales, Rosaceae.
AUGGAUGUCGAGCGCUUUGAUCCUUCUGUCCCUCUAUGGAUCCUGCAUGUUGACGGCUCAGCAAAUCAGCAAGGCUGUGGAGCUGGCUUGAUGUUAACUACUCCAAACGGAAGCAAAGUUGAAUAUGCCCUCCAAUUCAACUUCAGAACCUCCAACAACGAGGCAGAGUAUAAGGCUCUCUUGGCCGGCCUUCGGCUAGCCAAAAGCAUGAGCGCAAAAGAAAUCAGCAUUCACAGUGACUCCUAG